This is a messenger RNA of Trematomus bernacchii (emerald rockcod), 2483 nucleotides long. It is a transcript of the gene blnk, whose product is annotated as B cell linker. The coding region runs from base 57 to 1676 and encodes 539 amino acids. The transcript has 24 exons. Gene Ontology annotation, biological process: cell surface receptor protein tyrosine kinase signaling pathway; intracellular signal transduction. NCBI's taxonomy places the organism in Eukaryota, Metazoa, Chordata, Actinopteri, Perciformes, Nototheniidae. The record is from RefSeq and is a predicted model, not a curated record.
UGACCUCCCUUUGUGUACUUCUCCCUGUCAAAGCUGGCUGUUUGUUUGAGCUGCGGAUGCGUGACAGGGUCAGUCUGUUACCGUACUUACAGAAGCACGUUCCUGCUAAGAAGCUCCCUGUUGAGACAAAAAUGAACCUGCCGUCCAGAGAGGAGUGUGAGGGGUGGGACCCGGCACAAGUAGCCUUCUUUUUGGGCCAGAACAGUAUGGCAGAGUGUGCUGGCACCGUGAACAGACUGAGAAUUGAUGGACACAGACUUCUGAGCCUGUCUGACAGUGACAUGAACAAGUUUAGUCUUGUCUACCAACCGCAGCUUCAGAAGAUUGUUCAAGACAUCAAGAAAAAUGACGGCAGCUUACUGAACAAACUAAGAAGAUUGAAAAGUAAACCGGUUCCAAAAGUACCUGCGAGGGAUUACAGAGAUUUCAGGGAAGAUGAAGAACGGUCGGACUCUGAUUAUGACAAUGACAUGUAUGAGGAUCCACAUGAGGAGCAGGACGACAACUACGAGCCCCCCCCCAGCCACAAAGCCUUCACCCCUACGCCCUCUGCUUCCUUCCCGAGGGGGGAGUACCUCGACAACUGCCGGAGCAGACCCGGCCGGCCGCCCAGGAAGCCCCUCCGCCCGGGCAAAGGCUCCAGACAGCUGCCCCCAGAACCCCCCCUUCAAGGGAGCGAUGAAGAAGACUACAUCAAUCCAGACUGCAGUAAUGAUGAUGACAACUACAUUGAACCUGCUGAGAAUCCCCCUUCCAAUCCUAUGAUGCAUUGUGGGAGCAAAGCAGGAAGGGACCGUCCCAUGAGGCCUACACCUUUAACAGAGCGCUCACCCAGUCCUGACUUUUAUGAAGUUCCUGACAAAGAGGGGAACUCAUUAUCUCUUCCAGCAAACAGACUUUGUCCAAUCCCCGCCACACAGUCUCCUUCUACACCACCCAAGCCCAGCCCCAGCCCCAGAGCGAACCCGAGGAGAUCUCCUACUCCUGUCCAGAAGUCCUCAGGCGACGAUGAAUAUGAAGUUUGUGAUCCAGAAGAUAGUUCCACUAAUAAACGUGCCGAGGGUCCUCCUCGACCCCGACCAAAACCUUUGCCAAGAGAGAGGUCCCCAAUACCACCUGGCAAGCCGAAGCCAAAAUUCAAACCUAGGGAAUUUGAAAGCCGAACGCUGCCUGUGAUGCAGAAGGAUCUGAAGCCUCAGAGAACAGCUUUCACACUGGACCCACAACGACCAAAAAUUCCUUUUCCACAGAUGACCUUCCAAAAGCCAACUGACAGAGGAAGUGUCAUUGCUGAGAAUGGGACAACAGACCAAGAUAAGGACGCAGGCGUCCAUAAGAAAUCCUGGUAUGCCUCGGCAUGUGACCGCAAGACUGCUGACGAUGCGUUGUGUCGCUCGGGCAAAGACGGGGCGUUCAUGGUGAGGAGGAGCUCCGGUCAGGACGCACAGCAGCCAUACACACUAGUGGUGUUUUAUAAGGGCAGAGUGUACAACAUCCCCAUCCGCUUCAUAGCCGGCACUCAGCAGUACGCUCUGGGAAGAGAGAAGAAAGGGGAGGAGUUUUUCAGCAGCAUCUCCCACAUCGUAGAGAACCACCAGAGGAACGCUCUGGUGCUGAUCGACAGCCAGAGUAACAGCAAGGACGCCGUCAGACUGAGCCAGCCCGUCACGCCCUGAUGACCUCACCACGGAUUGGACAAACCUGAUAUUUUUACUGUCAGACUAUUGUUUACAGAAGUCAUUAUUUGAUGCAUAUCGCCUCCCAGUGUUCAAUGAAUGCUUCAUCCACAUCAUUUACAUUUGUAUAUCUAUUACUAUCCCUGAGUGACCUUGCAUUUGUGAAGAAUCUUCCAGAAGAAUCUACAAGCGGAGAACAAUCUGAAGGAGUUGCAAAAACGUAUACAUUUCAUUUAUCCAGAGCAACUCACAAUAAUGAAGAUACAAACUCAGAACAGCAACUUAUUUAAAGUUCCAGAUACUGAAAUGAUAUGUUUCUCUUUAUUGGCCAAUGUGCAGUCUGUGACGGAAAAAAACAUGCAUUUAGAAAACUCUAAACUGACCAUGCGGAGAGUUUUAAAUCGUAAGGUUUUAGUCAGAAUGCAUGUGUUUUGGAAGUAGUCAGCAUAAUGCUGAGCAGAAGACUUGUGUUAUAUGCUUAUACACUAGACUAAAAGCUUAAGAUGUAAAACACCACCCAGAAGUUUCUUAGUGGAUGUUUUGUUCCAUCGCAGACUGAAAACCUAGCAUUAUAUUGAUAUUGAUGAUCAUGGUGUUUUUUGAAGGAUCAAAUAUGAUUUGUUAAGUCUGUGGAAUACUAUUUGUUUAUAUCUCAGCUAACAAGGUGAAAAACUGCUAACGCUUUGGUCAUUUUGUGGUUGAAGUAUUCCUUUUAUAUUUAGUCCAGUAAACAGGAUUGUAUGUAUUGCACUCAGAAGACUAUAACUUUUUGAAGAUGUUUUUAAUAAAAAUGAAUGUGGGGAAUGA